GCGAGAAAAGCAGGCAAUGGCUGCUGGGUUCGGGUCGCUGCUGCGCGAAUGUCCGCUUCUCCUGCCCCAGAACCGGGAAAAGACUGUUUACGAGGGGUUUGUCACCGCCCAGGGCACAGACUUUCAUAUAAGGAUAUUGUUGCCAGUGGAUCUUCAGUUGAAAAAUGCAAGGAUACAGUGUAGCUGGCAGCUGAAAAGGGUGUUGGGUGGAUACCAGCAGAUUCUAAAACAGAGAUUGCAGCACUCUUUGGAUCUGGUCAGUUUUAUGGUGGAGCUGAAGACUAUUUUGGAACUUGCCUUGAAGAACACCCGGGAGUUGCAAUCACCAGCUCUGCCACCACAACAACAUUAUUCUGGUCUUAUCAGUGAUAUAGAAACUUUGGGUUGGAAUAAGGUUGUGUUUGUAGAUCCUAGUUUUACUACCAUCAAGUUGAAAGCAGAAGAUUCUUGUGGUCGGCAUCAUCAGAUCACCUUGAAGUUAAAUCCAAAGUAUCCCGCAGAACCACCAGAUUGCCUUGUGGACUUGCCAGUUCAGUUCACUGUUACAGUUGAUACCCAGAGCUCCUUAUUAAGCAUUCACCGUCAGUUUUUGGCAGCGUUGGAAUCAUUGAAGGCAUUUUGGAAUGCUCUAGAUGAAAUUGAUGGGAAGACCUGGGUCCUUGAGCCAGAAAAACCCACAAGAAGCGCCACAAUGCGAAGAAUUGCCAUCGGAAACAACGUUUCAAUUAAUGUAGAGAUGGAUCCCAGACACCCCACCAUGCCUCCUGAAUGCUUCUUUCUUGGACCAGAUCACGUUGUAAAUCCUUUGAAAAUGAAGCUGAACAGCAACAUACAUAUGUGGGAUCCAGAAGUCAGUCUGUUACAAAAUUUGAAAGAAGUUUUAGAAGUGGAUUUUCCAUCCCAAGAAGCUCUAGAUAAAUCUGAUUUCUCUAUGGACUGUGGGAUCUGCUAUGCUUACCGACUUGAUGGGACUAUUCCAGACCAAGUCUGUGACGAUUCACGCUGUGGCCAGCCUUUCCAUCAAGCUUGUUUGUAUGAGUGGUUGCGAGGACUCCCUUCUAGUCGACAAAGCUUUAAUGUCAUAUUUGGUGAAUGUCCAUAUUGCAACAAGCAAAUCACCCUGAAAAUGUCUGAAGAAAGCUUGAAGUGGAGGUUCAGACAACCGGUAACUGCCUAGCCCAGAACUCUUGAAA
This is a messenger RNA of Euleptes europaea (tarantolino), 1193 nucleotides long. It is a transcript of the gene FANCL, whose product is annotated as FA complementation group L. The transcript is spliced from 14 exons. Gene Ontology annotation, cellular component: Fanconi anaemia nuclear complex; nucleus. The record is from RefSeq and is a predicted model, not a curated record. Gene Ontology annotation, molecular function: ubiquitin protein ligase activity. Bases 17 to 1177 code for a protein of 386 amino acids. Gene Ontology annotation, biological process: protein monoubiquitination; interstrand cross-link repair. NCBI's taxonomy places the organism in Eukaryota, Metazoa, Chordata, Lepidosauria, Squamata, Sphaerodactylidae.